AUGGUUAAAGAGACCAAAUAUUAUGACGUUUUAGGGGUUGCACCCACUGCCAGUGAAGCAGAGUUAAAAACAGCUUACAAGAAGGGCGCUUUGAAACAUCAUCCUGACAAAAAUGCCCAUAACCCCGACGCCGCCGAGAAGUUUAAGGACCUAUCACACGCAUACGAAGUUUUAUCAGAUCCACAGAAACGCCAGCUUUAUGACCAGUUUGGCGAAGAAGGACUGGAGCAAGGGGGUGGCGGCGGUGGAAUGAACGCCGAAGACCUCUUCGCUCAGUUCUUCGGCGGUGGUGGAGGAUUCGGUGGUAUGUUCGGCGGCGGCAUGAGGGAGACGGGGCCAAAGAAAGCCAGAACCAUUCACCACGUCCAUAAAGUUUCGCUCGAAGACAUCUACCGCGGCAAAGUCUCCAAACUGGCUCUGCAAAAGUCCGUCAUUUGCCCGGGAUGUGAAGGCCGUGGUGGAAAAGACGGUGCAGUCAAACAGUGCGUUGGCUGCAAUGGAACUGGUAUGAAGAUCAUGAUGCGCCAGAUGGGUCCGAUGAUUCAGCGCUUCCAGAGCGUCUGCCCGGACUGUAGUGGAGAAGGAGAGAUUAUCCGAGACAAAGACCGCUGCAAGCGUUGCUUGGGUAAGAAAACGACUGUUGAGAGGAAAGUUCUUCACGUCCACGUUGAUAAGGGCGUGAAGAAUGGUCACAGGAUCGAUUUUCGCGGUGAGGGUGAUCAAGUCCCAGGGGCCUUGCCUGGCGACGUAGUGUUCGAAAUCGAACAGAAGCCACACCCGCGGUUCCAGCGAAAAGAGGACGACUUGUUCUACCAAGCUGACAUUGACCUUCUCACUGCUCUCGCCGGAGGAAGCAUAAAUGUUGAACACCUCGACGACCGGUGGCUUACAGUUAACAUUGCCGCUGGCGAGCCUAUCACACCUGGUGCUAUCAAAGUUAUCAAAGGACAGGGAAUGCCGUCUUAUCGCCACCAUGACUUCGGAAACCUCUACAUCCAAUUCAACGUGAAAUUUCCGAAAGGCGAGGAUCUCCGUAACUUGUCGCUCCUUGAAAAUGUUCUGCCCCCACGUUUGGAGCAAAAGCAGCCCCCACCAGAUUCGAUGGUUGAUGAUUUCGAGUUGGAAGAUGUCGACGAGGGCUCCCGUGCCCGUGCUCAAGGCGCAGGCAACUACGAUGAAGAUGAAGAAGAUGGCAUUCCACCUGGUGCGGAACGAAUGCAAUGCGCAUCGCAAUAA
Ophidiomyces ophidiicola is the source of this 1236-nucleotide messenger RNA. It is a transcript of the gene YDJ1, whose product is annotated as Type I HSP40 co-chaperone. Lineage: Eukaryota; Fungi; Ascomycota; Eurotiomycetes; Onygenales; Onygenaceae. Gene Ontology annotation, cellular component: nucleus; cytosol; cytoplasm. Gene Ontology annotation, biological process: response to heat; protein refolding. The transcript is spliced from 4 exons. Gene Ontology annotation, molecular function: Hsp70 protein binding; ATP binding. The record is from RefSeq and is a predicted model, not a curated record. Bases 1 to 1236 code for a protein of 411 amino acids.